UCAUCUUUAAUUUUUUUUGAAUUCAUUUCUUCACGUAAACAUCCUACUCCAUCUCUCUCAUUACACUCCUUUCAAAAACCUCCAAAACAAAAAGAAAAAAAAAGAAGAAGAAGAAGAAAAAAACCCUCCAAAACAAAAGAAAAAAAAGAGAAAAAAAGAAGAAGAAAAAAACAUCCAGAUAUAUAUAGCCAUACUGCAUACUGUUGUAGCUAAUUAAGCUAUAGCUUGGUAAUCCGCAGCCAUGGCGCCGGACGUCGAGGCGCGGCUGCUCGCCGCCUCCUCCAAGCCGGCCACCGCCGCCGCCGCCUCGCUGCCGCGCCGCAACAAGUACCCCUUCUUCUGCGCCGUCCUCGCCUCCAUGACGUCCGUCCUCAUGGGCUACAACGUGGCGGUGACGAGCGGGGCGCAGAUCUUCAUGGCGGAGGACCUGGGCGUGAGCGACGCGCAGAUCGAGGUGCUUUCGGGGGCCAUCAACAUCUACUCGCUCGUCGGCGCGCUGCUCGCCGGGUGGACCUCCGACCGCCUGGGGCGGCGGCUCACCAUCGUGCUCACCAACGGCUUCUUCCUCGCCGGCCCGCUCGUCAUGUCGCUCGCCGGCGGGUACGCCGCGCUCAUGGCCGGGAGGUUCGUCGCCGGCAUCGGCGUCGGCUAUGCCCUCGUCAUCGCCCCCGUCUACGCCGCCGAGAUCUCCCCCGCCUCCUCCCGCGGCCUCCUCUCCUCCCUCCCCGAGAUAUUUAUCAAUGGGGGAGUGAUGCUGAGCUACGUGUCGAACUUCGCCUUCUCGGGGUUGCCGGUGCACCUGUCGUGGCGGCUGAUGUUCGCCGCCGGCGUGGUGCCGACGGUGUUCCUGGCGGCGGGCGUGCUCACCAUGCCGGAGUCGCCGCGGUGGCUGGCGAUGAAGGGGCGGCGCGGCGAGGCGAGGGUGGUGCUCGACCGCACGUCCGACACGCCGGCCGAGGCCGAGCAGCGGCUGCAGGAGAUCGAGGACGUCGUCGCCGCCGCCGGCUCCGUUGCCGGCAACGGCAACGGCGGCGGCGGCGCGUGGAAGGAGGUGGCGACCAAGCCCGGCGUGCGGCGGGUGCUCGCCAUCGUGCUGACGCUGCAGUUCUUCCAGCAAGCGUCGGGCAUCGACUCCGUGGUGCUGUACGGCCCGCGCGUGCUCGCCGCGGCGGGUGUGGCGUCGAACACCCUCCUCCUGGGGCUCAACGUGGUGUUCGGCGUCGCCAAGGCGAGCUCCAUCCUCGUCGCCAUGGCGCUCACCGACCGCGUGGGGCGGCGCCCGCUGCUGCUCGCCAGCACGGGCGGCAUGACGGCGUCCCUCCUCGCUCUCGGCUCGGUGUUCGCCGCGUUCGGCGGCGCGAGGGACGACGCGGCGGUGGCGGCGGGCGCCGCCGUCGCCGUGGUGGUGGCGUUCGUGUGCGCGUUCUCCGUCGGGAUCGGGCCGCUGGCGUGGGUGUACAGCUCGGAGAUCCUGCCGCUGCGGCUGCGCGGGCAGGGCGCCGGCGUCGGCACCGCCAUGAACCGCGUCGUCAGCGGCGUGGUCACCAUGACGUUCAUCUCGCUCUACGGCGCCAUCACCAUGGCGGGGGCGUUCUACCUCUACGCCGCCAUCGCCGCCGCCUCCUUCGUGUUCAUCUACGCCUGCCUGCCGGAGACCAGGGGGCGGAGCCUCGAGGACAUGGAGGAGCUCUUCCACACCAAGUGAUGAUCUCAUCUUCCAUCAAUGAAUCAAUUCACAUAUAUAUGCAUUUGGGUUGUUGCAACAUUUUGAAUGGAAAGUUUGAUUCUUUCUUGGUAAGAUUAUCAAAGGUUUUUCAUGUUCAUUUGGCUGAUUAAUUGGUAUACUAUAAAUUUAUUAUUACUGUUGAAAUUGACAUGUAAAGAUCGGUGGGACAGUGGAUACAUACUGGCUGAAUAUGGGGAAAAGAGAAAAGUUUAGAACGGAGGGAUUUUGUAUUAUAGAAAGAAAACUAAAACAUGUGUGUUUAAUUUUGUAAAAAUCCUGUAAAUUUUCUUGACGAGCCUUU
Messenger RNA from Oryza sativa Japonica Group (Japanese rice), 2027 nucleotides. Its product is annotated as polyol transporter 5. Gene Ontology annotation, biological process: transmembrane transport. Gene Ontology annotation, cellular component: membrane. The record is from RefSeq and is a predicted model, not a curated record. Gene Ontology annotation, molecular function: transmembrane transporter activity. NCBI's taxonomy places the organism in Eukaryota, Viridiplantae, Streptophyta, Magnoliopsida, Poales, Poaceae.